Molecule: messenger RNA, 823 nt
Organism: Halichondria panicea
Lineage: Eukaryota; Metazoa; Porifera; Demospongiae; Suberitida; Halichondriidae
Exons: 5
Coding region: 78-698 (206 amino acids)
Cellular component (GO): MIS12/MIND type complex
Source: RefSeq, a predicted model, not a curated record
AAGUUCAUAGGGUCAAAAGUUCAGGAGUCACAAAAUCAAUUUCAAAGGUGCAUGGAUUCUAAAUCUUCUGUGCUGACAUGGAAGAACAGACUGUUGUUAUGACUAACGGUGACCAUUCGGUUAUCAUGGAUGAGGUAGAAACAAUCAAGCAGGUAGAUGUAGAGACUAGCACAGUUGCUGAGACCAGAGACAGAUCAAUGUCAGCAGGAGAUACUCCAGGACAAUGUGAGAGUGUGCGAAUGCUGGAGCAGCUCAUGCAACAGCAUAAAACUGUGUACAGUGGUGAGAGUCUGUCCAAGCAUUUCCAUGGCGAUAUUCUUAGAGUGGCUACAAAGUGUUGGGACCAAGUCAACCUGAGCGUACACACUGCAUUAGAGGCAAAGUUUGUAAGUGUGCUAGAAGAGUUCACAGUGAAGGAGAAGCUGACUGAGUUGGACAAACUUUGGGACGAGAGCGAUUCAGACGAGUUGGCAUGGAGGCCGUCUGGGACCCCCGGGGCUGACUGUGUUGAGGCAGAGGGGGUGGUAGUGAGACAGGAGGUCAUCCCACGCUUUCAGGAGGAGUCAAAACAGGUGCACUCAAUCUCGGAUGGGCUUCAAAAGGUACUCAGUGAACGACAAAACACUCUAAAAACACUAGAACUGGAUAUACAGAGUCUAGCACUUGAACUAGGUGACUUUGUGAACGCUCUUUCUUAGUGCACUUUAUACGUUACACUCACUGACUGUAUACUGCAUGAUUAAUGUAUUUAAGUGUGUUCCAUCUACGUACAAGUGUUUGUUUUCAUAAUAUAUUACCUCACAAAUUAAAUUAGGAAUCAUGA